CAAGUCGGAGGCAGUAAGAUGGCGGCUGCUGAAGAAGGUUGCGGUGUUGGGGUCGAAGCCGACCGGGAACUGGAGGAGCUUCUGGAAAGUGCUCUUGAUGAUUUCGAUAAAGCCAAACCCUCCCCAGAACACCCUCCUACCAUCUCGGCUCCUGAUGCUUCAGGACCCCAGAAGAGAUCGCCAGGAGAUACUGCCAAAGAUGCUCUCUUCGCCUCCCAAGAGAAAUUUUUCCAGGAAUUGUUUGACAGUGAGCUGGCUUCUCAAGCUACUGCGGAGUUUGAGAAGGCAAUGAAGGAGCUGGCUGAGGAAGAGCCCCAUCUGGUGGAGCAGUUCCAGAAGCUCUCAGAGGCAGCUGGGAGAGUGGGCAGUGAUGCAAGUUCUCAACAAGAGUUUACUUCUUGCCUAAAGGAGACGUUAAGUGGGCUAGCCAAAAACGCCACUGAGCUUCAGAACUCUGGCAUGUCUGAAGAGGAACUGAUGAAAGCCAUGGAAGGGCUGGGCAUGGAUGAGGGGGAUGGGGAAGCAAGCAUUCUCCCCAUCAUGCAGAGCAUCAUGCAGAACCUCCUGUCUAAGGAUGUGCUGUAUCCAUCCCUGAAGGAGAUCACAGAAAAGUAUCCAGAAUGGUUACAGAGUCACCAGGAAUCUACUCCUCCAGACCAGUUUGAGAAGUAUCAGCAGCAGCACAGUGUCAUGGGCAAAAUCUGCGAGCAGUUUGAGGCAGAGACGCCCACAGACAGCGAGGCCACUCAGAGGGCUCGCUUUGAGGCAAUGCUAGAUCUUAUGCAGCAGUUACAGGCCUUGGGCCAUCCUCCAAAAGAACUGGCCGGGGAGAUGCCUCCUGGCCUCAACUUUGACCUGGAUGCCCUCAAUCUAUCGGGCCCCCCAGGUCCUAAUGGCGAACAGUGUCUGAUCAUGUGAAAUACAACACGGUUUCCUCCCUGAGCCCCAGCCGUGGGGACCAUCUGGAGUCAGCAGAGUCACUGGGAACUGAGGCAGGAGUAUCAUCUGUAGGAGCUGGCUGCCCCACCCACACUCUCCAUCCCAUUCAAGACUGUGCCAUACCAGCUGAGUCUACUCCAUCAGGGUUUCUGCUAUUAGAAACAGGCCAAUUAUCUGCCAGGUGAAGGAAGGCAUCCCUUGUGGGGCAUUUCAUUUCUUCCCACUCCCCAAAUAAUGUUGCAUAUGGCAGGACUCAUGUUCCCCUUGAUUCCCAGGGACGCCGUGCCUUGUUUCUCUUCCUUCUCUUGUGUCUGGGGAGCAGGAGCCGAGUUCUAAGACUCUGUGCUUCUAUUAGGCAGGGCCUCUGGGAAUGAGGAGAAACGUCGCCUGGGCUGGGGCUGGAGGCUUGUCACCCCAUAUCCUUGCCUUCCUUUGGAAUUCUCUUAAGGGAAAGGAAUUUUGCACUUAGCCUUGGUUGGGUUGAAAGCAAAGCCUUGGGCUUUUCCUGUCCCUGGGUGCUGAGCCCCAAUUCCCCUUUCCUCCUGAGAACUCAAGUUGCUACCCUGGUUCUUUCUACAGCUCUGUGAUUUAGGGCGAGCCAACUCUUGACCUUCCUUUGCUCCCUGACUCUCCUUACCUCCUCUCUUUUUAGAGUCUUAUUUAUUCUGCCCUUUUAACCAGUGCUGUGAUGGAUGAAGGCCAAUCUUGUUUCCUUUCAUCUAGUACCUGGACCAUUCUCCCUAGACCCUUCCCUUCCUCCCUGGCCAAUACAUACUUGUAGUGUCAGAUCUGGUACAUGAAUGGCCAUUCUACCCAGAUAGGUUUUGGCUCAUAUAGGACAUCAGAUUUCCUGGAAUCCUUGGUUCAGGAGGUGCUUGGGAAAGGGGUGUAGCCAGAAUAUUUUUUUUCCUGCAAGCCCUAUGGGGCAGUAUCUAAUAAAUAUUCUGAGCAAG
Messenger RNA from Mus pahari (shrew mouse), 1892 nucleotides. It is a transcript of the gene Pex19, whose product is annotated as peroxisomal biogenesis factor 19. Gene Ontology annotation, biological process: protein import into peroxisome membrane. NCBI's taxonomy places the organism in Eukaryota, Metazoa, Chordata, Mammalia, Rodentia, Muridae. Bases 19 to 918 code for a protein of 299 amino acids. The transcript has 8 exons. Gene Ontology annotation, cellular component: peroxisomal membrane; peroxisome. The record is from RefSeq and is a predicted model, not a curated record.